This is a messenger RNA of Pezoporus occidentalis (night parrot), 949 nucleotides long. It is a transcript of the gene THG1L, whose product is annotated as tRNA-histidine guanylyltransferase 1 like. Gene Ontology annotation, biological process: tRNA modification. The transcript is spliced from 6 exons. NCBI's taxonomy places the organism in Eukaryota, Metazoa, Chordata, Aves, Psittaciformes, Psittacidae. The record is from RefSeq and is a predicted model, not a curated record. Gene Ontology annotation, molecular function: tRNA guanylyltransferase activity; magnesium ion binding.
GGGGUGUUCACCCCGCUUCCGUUUCCGCUCUGGUCAUGCUGGGCUGCGGGCGGGCCGCUGGAGCUAAGGCGGCCGGGAGCGGGUGGUGGGUGCGCAGCUUGCGCGGCCGCUGCCGCCGCCUCCUGUCCAUGGCGAAAAGCAAGUUCGAGUACGUGCGGGACUUCGAGGCGGACGAUACGUGUCUGCCCAACUGCUGGAUAGUGGUGCGGCUGGACGGCCGCAACUUCCACAGGUUUUCUGAGCAGCAUGAGUGCAAAAAUUCAGAUGAUGCCUGUGCUCUUCAUCUGGUGACCAGGUGUGCCCGGGCAGUGAUGGAAGAUAUUGCUGCUGCUUCGGGCCAGAGUGAUGAAUACAGUUUUGUCUUCCAAUAGAAGAGUAGGUGGUUUAAACGAAGAGCAAGCAAGUUCAUGACUCGUGUGGUCUCCCAGUUUGCCUGAAGUUAUGUUUUCUAUUGGGAGGAUUACUUCAAGGAGCAGCAACUUCUGUACCCACCAGGAUUUGGUGCCCGAACUGUGUUGUAUCCCAGCCACCAGAAUUUAAAGAACUAUCUCUGCUGGAGACAAGCAGAUUGCUGUAUCAAUAACCUUUAUAAUACAGUGUUAUGGGUGCUUGUACAGGCAAAUGGUUUGACACCAGUGCAAGCACAGGAUAGACUGCAGGGGACUUUGGCUGGAGAUGAGAAUGAAAUACUCUUUUCUGCAUUCAACAUCAACUACAACAACAAACCUCUGAUGUACAGAGAAGGAGCUGCCUUAGUAUGGCAAAAGGUUAAUGAAGUCAUGACUAAGAAAAUGAAACUGCCAAGGGAAGCAGAAGAAAAGGAAGUUGAAGUGACUCGGACUAGGACUAAAGUUGUUCCUCUGCACUGUGACAUUAUCGGGGACCAGUUCUGGGAGGAAUACCCUGAGAUUCUGGCUGAGGAUAGUUGAUAUCUCUGAGUAUCACUGAU